Cylindrotheca closterium is the source of this 4218-nucleotide messenger RNA. NCBI's taxonomy places the organism in Eukaryota, Bacillariophyta, Bacillariophyceae, Bacillariales, Bacillariaceae. The record is from the annotation of a GenBank genome assembly.
AUGAAUAUCUUUGGAGCAAAGGCCUUCCUUAUCCUGGUUUUCUACUUCCAAAGCUUUCCGUUUGGUCAAUCGGCGUCACCAACAAUAUCACGAUCAUGGAAGGCUUGGAGAGGUUGGAUGAUAAGGAAUACAGGGGCCACAUAUAGAGUACGACAAUAUAAAGAUCUCAAAGACGGGGAAUUUCCCAAUACAGUUCGUACUACAGUUCGUGGUGGUGGUUCUAGUCAUAACAACGUGGAAGUUGAAGAGCAUCUUAAAGUAGACCAAGCAACCUCAUCACCAUUGGAAAUUCCUGAGGCCACAAAUCAGAAAGACAGCACUACUAUACUAACACUGACAAGAAAGGGGCACCGAUGCACCCAGGAUGUCAUCCUUGAUCUUUUGAGACGGUCCUCCAUCGACCUGAAAUUGGAAUCCAUUGAGUUGCUACAGUUGAUAACCACCCGGUCUUCCGACUAUUUGCAGGAUUUGAAAUUGGCUGUAGAAGAAGAAAAUAAGAAAUUGCCUCACCCCCGAAAGCUCCUUCAUUUUCUGGCACCAAAGAUUCCUGCCAUCAAGCAUUCGCCCGAUGUCAACCUCAGAGUACAUUCGUCACGAUCCGAUAUAGAUUCGAGCAUCGCAGCCUGCAUUAUCGGAACUCUGGCUCAUGUUUCUGAGAUUUACGACAAACAAACAAUUAUGAGGGCGAGUAGCACAGAAGAAUCGCACUCCGUUGGUCCAGAAUUAACAACUGACAGGCGUUUUGAACAACUUGUAGAAUGCGUUCUCAACGGAGUCAACAUUCAGAAGCGGAAGAAGGAGUCGUUAAACCGGCAAUUGGAGAAAAACAGCGAUGCUGUCGCGGACAUUGAGCAAGUUCUGGAUGAAGAAGAUGCCCACAUUGAUGAUGGACUCAACGUGAGAGAUGCGUGUAGAGCCGCUUGGGGGAUCAGUGUCCUCGGAUGCUCUCAUCUCGAGACUAUUGCCGAUGUCAAAAUACUAGAUCUUCUGUUGGCAUUAUCUCUCCGUGUCCGUGAGCUCCUACUGGCGCGGCUCCAACUUAUCCGACAAGAUGACCUGUUCUCUGGUCCUUCUAAUGCGCACAUAACAACAAGCGAGCGAUUGAAUCAAGUGGUGGAAGAAUUGGCCGAGGACGCCGCGACUGCAAUGUGGGCCUUUGCAUGCGUGAAAGCAUGCACUGGACUGCGGAGUGUUCCGCUCUUUGAAACAUGUUGUUCGAUCCUUUGUCAAGACCCAAUCGACAUGCGAAAAAGGGCUCAAUCUGCGGAUUAUGAGCCCGGCCUACCGAUUGGUGUACACGAUGUCGUUGAUAGGUUGGCCGAUGCUGAGAACGUAGAUCAAGCACCAGAAAAUGAAAUCGAUUCAUCUAAGAAUGAGACCGCCUAUGCCCGCUCGGAGGAUACGGGGAAUGGAAAGGAUGCGUUUCUCGACUGGCUUUCUCCAACGGAAGUGAAUGAUGUUCUUUGGGCUAUUGCACUUCAUGGAUCUAACAACACAUCAGCAUCGGACGAGAUCACUCUUUCUGAAACAGCUUCAGCACUAGGAGAAAUAGCUUUUGAUCGGCUGCUCGAGUGGCUGGAGCACGAUUCUCUGCUAUCGUUAGAAGAUGUUGAUGGAAAAUCUCCCUCUAGCAUCAAAAUCAAAAGCGACAAAGAUGAGGUAACCGUGGAAGUUGUUGAUGCCGCAUCAUUACUUGCCUCUAAUAUGGAGCCAAGUGAUCCAUUUGAGUCAACUGGCGAGAUUCUUCCUGCGGAGAAUUCCACAUUUUCAAAUCAGAAAAAUGUCGAAGAAAUAGAAGUUGUUGAUGCUGCAGCACUUCUGGCUUCUGCAAGUGCUCCAGGCAAAGAAAUGAUUGAGAAAGAAACCAUUACUGCAUCUGCAAGUGUGACGGGCACCAAUUCGAUUGAAGCGCUAUCUAGUGAGGGAGUGGCUCGACCCCGCGGAUAUAAAUCUUCUCCAAUCUUUACGCCGCAUGAUUUAGCAAGCAUGGCAUGGUCGGUGACCGAGCUUAGAGACCCAUUGCAAGUGCGCAUUGUCGGCAUAGUCGUUCGCUUGAUUGAACGGUUGGGACUGGACGGCACGAAACGCUUAGGCGGGGGAGAUCUUGCCAAUCUCGCAUGGGCAAUAUCGAAAUCCUCAGACAUAUCAACCAAACCGCACUCCAACGGGCGUAUUUUGGCCUCGUUUAGUGUUUUGUCGUGGAUAUCACAUAGUGCACUACAAUGGGUUACAAAAGGGCAAUCAUCAGACUGUGAAAAGUCCGUUCAGAUAUUGGAAUCAUUUCAACCCCCAGAGCUUGGUCGACUGGCGUGGGCUAUGGCGAACAUUGCGUCGACAAACUCGAUGCAUUCACAAACGCUAAAAAGGAACACCGAAGUGAUGGAAUUGGCAAGGCUAUCAUUAGAAGCCGCAGCGUCAAAUCCAGAGCUCUUCGCUACGGAAGAUAUGCUUCGCAUAGCAUGGUCAUUCUUGGAAUUAUGUAGCGACGAUGAUUCAAUGAUCACCCUGUCAGUUGCGGACGCUCUUGGGAGUAUUCUGGCUGCAGUUGAGCAGUCCUUGCACCAGUGGGAAAGAGGGAAAACGAGUAUAACCCAAUACGAGACAAGGGACGCCUCCGUGUUUUCGUCCUUCUUCGGUUUACCGAGACUGAAACAACAACUACUAGAGCAUGCAUUGAAUGACGGGGAAGAUGAAGACGAGAGUACUUUGACCCCCAUCUUAGAAAAAUCUAGAAAGCCUCUACUGAGAGAUCUAACUGUUGAUCCGGCAACGUUGUGUAAAGCUGCCUGCGGAUAUCAGAGAUUAUCGAAGAAAUAUCCUAGUAUGAAGGGAGCAUGGUCGCUUACAAGAGUUGCUAUCCGUCUUCUUGCUUCCAAGAAUGCACGCCUGAUGAAAGAAUGUUCAAUACAUGAUGUCAUCAGCCUAUGUGAAGCGACUGUUCUUGCUGAGGGAGAUGGGCAUCGGACGGACCUGGUCACGGGCUUAUUUGCACGGAAGGUACUGCAGCUGUUGAAUGUUGCCGUCGACAAUGGUACCGAAGCGAAUGACUCGUCUAUUGAUGUUACGCAAGCUUCUUCGACAGAGAUCUGUACUUUACUUUGGUCAUUGGGUGAACUUGGCGUGAAACACCGGUUUAAUGACGAUGCCAAGUGUUCAGCCUACAAACGGAGGCAUUUUGUUUGCGAAUCGGCGCUCUUAUCUCCUUCAGAAGUAGAGGAUCUCCCGCUACCCUCAAUUUUAAAACUUCUUCGAGGGACUGUGAUCAUGAAUUAUCUCGCAACCGAUAAAGUGUUCCUUCUGAACAUCCUCAAGGCUAUACUAACAAAAGGUUCAAUGUUGAAGUCCCACGACUUAUGCUACGUCGCAGAGUCCAUUGCAUUGCUAAAGGAAGCUUUGACUCCAGGACAUCUUUAUGAUGCAUCAAGAAGCAGUGGCAACCCACCUUCGUCAGAGAUAUUGAAGAGCGAGAAGGUAGGCAAAAGGGGCGAAGAGCACUCGGAUGCCACCACUGGUGAAACAGAAUAUUUAGGAGAAGAAUCACCGCCUCAAAUCGGCGAAGCCUCGAUUGAGCAAGACCUGCAACAAUCUUGUGAUGCUAUUCUUGCAUGUAUUGGCACAGUUGCGAGGAAGGAUGCUGCAAUUUUGCAAACAAAAGUGAUUCGUCGUCUCUUGGCGGUAUAUUCCCUCCUCCCCUUUCAAGACGAUGCAUUGAUUGAGAGUCUUUCUUCUAUAGUCGCUCUGCGCAAAUUGCAUCUCGAACAACUGCCCCAGGAGUCACUUGGGAGCCUUCUACGCACUGCCAGAUCCAGUGCUGAAUCAGUGAAGGACACAGUAUUUGGUUCUUUAGAAUCAGGAUCGGUUUUUGAGCAACUAAAGCAUGGGUUCAGGUCCUUCUUCUCGUCCAUACAAGAGACAGAAGCUAAGGAAAACGGCGACGACAUCCUCACCGAAGAACUGCUGACAUCGGUGCAAGAGUCCAUUGACAGAGCAUCUAAGGCAUCCAAGUCUGCCGAAGACUUGCAAGCAGCUUUGGGGGUUUCUCUUGACUCGAUAUUUUCGAGUAUGAAGCGAGGCACUGCGUUCGAGCUUGCACAAUGCGAAGAACUCAUUGAUAACUAUUACAGAAUCAACUUCGUUACUGGAACUUUCAAGAGUCGAUAUGAUAAAGUGGGAGCAAGAGAUAUCGCCAAGAGAGUACUAGGUCGGCUGCUACCCUAG